UAAGCAGCGGGGAGGAGGCGCUGCAGCCCCAGUAACAGCGGCAGGGUCCGGAGCAGUCAGAGCCGCGGGCGGCAGCAGCAGCUCCGGUUCGGCAGCCGAGUCGGUGCGCCGCAGGGGCGCACGGGGGCUGGUGCAGGGGACCCCAGAGGCGGGCGGAGGACGCAGCAUGGCCCCGCUCGGCGGCGGCAGCAGGAGCAGCCCCAGCCCGGCCGCCGCCUCCGCUCCUCGCCGCCUGGCUCCUGCCUCGGCGCUUCUCCGCGCCUAAGGGGCCCCGUCUCGCCAGGUGCCCGGGCCGGAGAGAGGCGCCGGCAGGGAGCGCGCCGGCCGCCCCGGGGCUGCGGCCACUUGUUGAUCCAGCCGGGAUCGCGCUGACCCUCGGUCCUGCGCCUCCAGCGGCCGCGCUCCGGGCUCGGCGCCCGGGCACCGACCUUGCCCCCGGGGAGCUCCCCCGGCGCGCGGCUGGAAGGGCCCCAGCCAUGGCCAAGGACCAGCUGAAGCCCCGGCUCUGCCACAUGAUCAAGGGGGAGAGCGGCUACGGCUUCCACCUGCACGGCGAGAAGGGCAAGAGCGGCCAGUUCAUCCGCAAAGUGGAGCCCGGCUCCCCGGCCGAGGCGGCGGCGCUGCGGGCUGGGGACCGGGUGGUGGAGGUGAACGGGGUCAACGUGGAGAAGGAGACGCACCACCAGGUGGUGCAGCGCAUCAAAGCGGUGGAUUCUGAGACCCGCCUGCUGGUGGUGGACAAGGAGACGGACGAGUCCCUGUGCAGCCUGCAGCUAACGUGCACCGAGGAGAUGGUGCACGCCGGGAUCCCGGGGACCUCCAACACGUCGCCAGCCAAAUCACCCGGCAGCGAUAACGGAGACUUUUGGAAACCGCAGCUGGAGCUGAGCGGCGGGAGCCUCAGGAGUCACUCGUUGCCCAGCUUCCCCUCGGGGAGCGGGAAGAAGGAUGUCAAUGGACCAACACAGGAGCUGCGUCCGCGUCUCUGUCACCUUAAGAAAGGCCCUAGUGGCUACGGGUUCAAUCUCCACAGUGAAAAGUCCAAACCUGGGCAGUUCAUCCGUUUGGUAGAUCCCGAUUCACCGGCCUCUAAAGCGGGCCUCCGACCCCAGGACAAGCUUGUCGAGGUGAACGGGAUAAAUGUGGAAGGCAUGAAACACUCCGAGGUUGUGUCAAACAUCAAGUCCAAGGAGAAUGAAGCCAAGCUCCUAGUGGUGGAUCCCGAAACAGAUGAAUACUUCAAGAAACUGGGGAUAAUUCCCACGGAGGAGCACAUCAAAGGUGGAAUUCCUCAGCCUAUUUCUAACGGGUCUGCACAAACCCAGCUGAACGGCGGAUCCAUGUCUUCAUCCCAUAGUGAUCUCCAAAGUCCUGAGAAGGAAUCAGAGGAGGGGGAGUCUGAGAAGAAGGACCCAUUCGAGGAAAGUGGCCUGAACCUGAGCCCGACUGCGGCAGAGGCCAAAGAGAAAGCACGUGCCAAGCGGGUGAAUAAAAGGGCUCCACAGAUGGACUGGAACAAGAAACGGGAGAUUUUCAGCAACUUCUGAGCCCGGUCAGCAGCUCUUCCCCUUCUCCCCACCCUCCAAACUGAACAUCUCCAACACGCCCCAGCCUCAUUCCUGGCUGUUGACCCAAGACGCUUUGUGCUCUGCUCUUCAUUGGUCGCUUUUUGCAAGGCAAAUUUUUAAAAAGUGUCUUUUAUGGACAAGUGAUUCCAGUAGAAAUGUGACCAAAGCUCCUCCCAGCACUCACCCGGCUGCUUGCGGUUCCCACAUUGCUGCUGAGGGAAGACUGGAAAGAUUUCACUUUUGCUUCUUACCUGCUUUAUUUUGGUUUUUACUAUUUUGAGCUUCCCCCCGCCGCAGAAUCCCAAGUGGGAUAUUAUGCAUUCCUGUUUAAAAGGCUCACACGGAGGCCUCCCAAACUGCAAACCCUCGUUUGUUUCAAUUCAAAAUAUUCUAGUUUGUUUAAAAAAAAAUUGAAAUAAUCCCACUCGAGCUACCAUGUUCAAUACUCACAUGGUGAGAGAUUGGUGAGUGGCUAUACAUUUCUCUCUUGUUGGCUUCUCUAUUGAUUUAGAAGGGUUGGUGGGGUUUUUUGUUUGUUUUUGGUGUAAAAAAGAAAAUUCCCCAUCUGUUUCUCAUUAAUGCUGUAACCGCUCUCCCCUAGGAUCCCUUUAACCAGUGCAAUAAAAGCCCUUUUCUCAGCAAACCUUUUCCCUUCUGUGCUCCACCCCCGCCUCCCCUCAAAACAAACUCUGGGUGUUGAGAAAAUGGUAGGACUUAAAAACAAAAACAAAAAAACCACAAAACCCAACAACCCAAGCCUCAGAUGUGCAUAAUAAAAUGCAGAAAUGGCAGGAGAGGAGGGAAUAAGCUGCCCCCCGCCCCCCGACAAUAAAGGAAGGUCUGUGUUUCCUGUUAGCACAUCCACAUGCAAGGAUUUCUGUCCCCACUCUCUAUUGGAAGCCCUUUGAGAACAAACUUAAUGAGACACUGGAAACAUGGCUCUUCAGGCGGACUUCAAAGAAGCACAAGUGAGCUUCUCAUCAGCUGGGAACGGAAAUCCUUGAAGACCCUGCUUUGGGAGGCACUCACGAAAACAGGGCUUCAAGCAGGAGCAAUCCAGCGGCCGCUCUUCUACUCAGAUGCUGGCUUCAGAACCAAGCCACAAACCAAACCUGCUCUGCUAUUUCUGACUCAGGUUUUAAACUUCUCCCAUUUUCCUGCUGAUCUCUCACUAGCUGCAUUGGCAACCUGGAAGAAUAAUAAGCAAGCUCUCUCUGUUGUCUUAUGUUGGGCUGGGCCGGGCCCGUUGUAGCAAUGUGAUCUGGCAUGUGGAUUGUCUUAUGGGAAGACGGAAUACUUUCUGCUGGUCCACACCAUAUUGCUAACUGUUAGACAGCGGGGUUGGCGAGGCAGACAAUUGCUUUGGCUUUAGGCCCCUCUUUGAAAACACCCUGCUCUCAAUGUUAAAAUGUACAUUAAAGCUAUCUUACAUAGCCAUGACUAAACUAGCAUAAAAUCUUCACUACUUACCUCGGGCUUCAAAUGUGGGACACUAACGAAGAUUAAAUUAAACAUGUACUAAUGGCUUCCAGGCAGUGGAGUGGUACUGGGGUUGGAUCGGUGCCGUAGAGAGCGGAUGAUUCCCGUUGCCUUCUUACCAAAAGCUAACAAAACAGCCUUUUUGGCUGACAUGUAUUUUAUAACAAUGGCAAAAAUAGUAUUAAAAAAGCAGGUGGGGUGGGGAAUGGGCAGAGCAGACAGUUUAGGUAAAUGACCAAUCUCUCCCCUCCCCCCCACAAACUAAUGACACGCUAGGGCAAGAAUGUAAGAUUUGCAAUAGUAUUUACGAUAAAGCACAUGGCUCAGUUUUUUUGCCCCAGGUUACCCUCAGACUCUGUAUAAUGAACAAGUGGCCUUUGACUUCAUGCACUAUGGUCUUGUUAAGGUUCUGUGUAUAUUUCAUAAAACUGAGCUAAAAAAGGUGCCUUAUAACAUUUACUGUUCCUGUCAGUAGAUGGAUGUAUCGCAGCACAGUGGGGAAGGAGGGGACUGGCUGGACGCUGUAGCAACGGCCCAGGGGGUGUUUGGCUUCUUUGCAGGGACCAGUGAAAUGCAAGGCUGUGACCAUACUGAAGACAGGGCUUCUGGCUGGGCUUUCUUUCAGGGAGGAUGUACAGUGUUAGUGGGGCAAAUGGAUGCAAAUUGGAUCUUGGAAAGAAAUCUCUGCAGGUGUUUGGCUGUAAACCUUGGGACUGACACCAGGUUAGAGAGAGUUAGUAAGAAGUUUAGAGCUUUUCUUCCCUACAGGAGUCUCAUUGUGGCCUCUUACCUUGCGUGUUUCAAAAGACAGUUUAAUGGCGGGGGGCUGCUUGCUGUUGGCCACAACAAACAGUUGCUGCUCUAAGAAGUCAGUAACAAAAGAAUCCUUACACUCAUGACAUGCAGAUUGCUUUCAAUCCCUGCACUUCCAACCAAGCCAGAGACAGUAUGCGAGUCUGCUAGGGGUAAAAGCUCCCCAGUUACACUGCAAGGUAGAUGUUAAAAUACAGCAUAGCAAACAAGGAAGUCAUUUUCUAAAAGCCUGUAAAUACCAUAUUACUUGCAUAAGACAGAACCAAUAUAGUUGAGGGGAAAAUAGCAUGGUUGUGUUUUCUUUUUAAUGCUGAUCAAAAGAAAUCAGGUAUGCAAAUAUGUACCAAUAAGAUUUUAAAAUUAUCGCUGCAUAGUCCAUGGAAACAGCUCAUGGUUAAAGCACUUAUCACUAUUUCUGACAUCUAGUAGCUCUGUAAUAAUAAUUAUUCAGUUUCUGUACAUUUAACUUGAAAAAUCAAUACAAGUAUAAAGCUGUUAUCUGCAUUGUAAAGACAAUGUAUACUGUAAUGUCAAUAAUAAACUUUGUUUUGCCAUGUACAGCUUAAAA
This is a messenger RNA of Dermochelys coriacea (leatherback sea turtle), 4428 nucleotides long. RefSeq names its product SLC9A3 regulator 2 (gene NHERF2). The record is from RefSeq and is a predicted model, not a curated record. Gene Ontology annotation, molecular function: protein-membrane adaptor activity; signaling receptor binding. The transcript is spliced from 7 exons. Gene Ontology annotation, cellular component: apical plasma membrane. Gene Ontology annotation, biological process: protein localization to plasma membrane. NCBI's taxonomy places the organism in Eukaryota, Metazoa, Chordata, Testudines, Dermochelyidae. Bases 477 to 1547 code for a protein of 356 amino acids.